Molecule: messenger RNA, 3376 nt
Organism: Trachemys scripta elegans
Lineage: Eukaryota; Metazoa; Chordata; Testudines; Emydidae
Gene: PPM1B
Product: protein phosphatase, Mg2+/Mn2+ dependent 1B
Exons: 7
Coding region: 378-1541 (387 amino acids)
Biological process (GO): negative regulation of canonical NF-kappaB signal transduction; positive regulation of canonical NF-kappaB signal transduction; protein dephosphorylation
Cellular component (GO): nucleus; cytosol
Molecular function (GO): manganese ion binding; protein serine/threonine phosphatase activity; magnesium ion binding
Source: RefSeq, a predicted model, not a curated record
GCGGCGGGAGGGGGAGGGCCCAGCAUCGGGCGCUGGGAGAGGGGUUCCCAACAUGUCGGUACUGCUGGUGGCGUUCGGACUACGCGAGCGGGCGGCUGUUGCGGCGGGGGGAGGCCAGCCAGGAGCGCCCGCAGCGUGAGACCCAGCCAGCCACACCCCGCACCGGGCCAGGCCGGCCCUCGGACAGCGGGCCACAAACCCUGCCCGCGGCCAGGAAAUUGCAAAAUAAAGCAGAUGUUGAAUCGUGCACUGAUAUCUCAAGGUUUUCCAAGUUACUCUGUUCUGUACGUGUUGGCAGGAAUGUAAACCUAAUGUUCUAGAUUAAUGCUGGAGGAAUUGGCUAGAGGUCCAGUUAACAGAUUCAAUAUUAAGUAAACAUGGGUGCAUUCUUGGAUAAACCAAAAACUGAUAAACAUAAUGCUCAUGGUACAGGGAACGGCUUGCGUUAUGGCCUCAGUAGUAUGCAGGGAUGGAGAGUGGAAAUGGAAGAUGCUCACACAGCUGUUGUAGGUAUUCCCCAUGGCCUAGAGGACUGGUCCUUUUUUGCUGUCUAUGAUGGUCAUGCAGGAUCUCGUGUGGCAAAUUACUGUUCAACACAUUUAUUAGAACACAUCACCAACAAUGAUGAUUUUAGGGCGUCAGAAAAACCAGGAUCAGCUCUUGAGCCUUCAGUGGAAAAUGUCAAGAGUGGAAUCAGAACUGGCUUUUUGAAAAUUGAUGAAUAUAUGCGUAAUUUUUCUGACCUCAGAAAUGGAAUGGACAGGAGUGGCUCAACAGCAGUGGGAGUUAUGAUUUCACGUGAGCAUAUAUACUUUAUCAACUGUGGUGAUUCGCGUGCUGUUCUCUAUAGAAAUGGACAAGUGUGUUUUUCAACACAGGAUCACAAACCUUGCAACCCAAGGGAGAAGGAGCGAAUCCAGAAUGCAGGAGGUAGUGUAAUGAUUCAGCGUGUUAAUGGUUCAUUGGCAGUUUCUCGAGCUCUGGGCGACUAUGACUACAAAUGUGUUGAUGGCAAAGGCCCUACAGAACAGCUUGUUUCUCCAGAGCCUGAGGUUUAUGAAAUUUUAAGAGCAGAAGAGGAUGAAUUUAUCAUCUUAGCUUGUGAUGGAAUCUGGGAUGUUAUGAGCAAUGAAGAGCUCUGUGAAUUUGUUAAGUCUAGGCUUGAAGUAUCAGAUGACCUGGAAAAAGUGUGCAAUUGGGUGGUCGAUACUUGUUUACAUAAGGGAAGUCGUGAUAACAUGAGUAUUGUGCUAGUUUGUUUUUCAAAUGCCCCCAAGGUCUCAGAUGAGGCAGUGAAAAAGGAUGCUGAGCUGGAUAAGCACCUGGAAUCACGGGUCGAAGAAAUUAUGGAGAAGUCGGGUGAGGAAGGAAUGCCUGAUCUUGCUCAUGUAAUGCGCAUUUUAUCUGCAGAGAAUAUCCCAAAUUUACCACCUGGGGGUGGUCUAGCGGGCAAGCGUAAUAUUAUAGAAGCUGUGUAUAACAGGCUGAAUCCACACAGAGAGAAUGAUGGGGGUGCUGGAGAUCUAGAAGAUCCAUGGUAGCCUUACAAAUCUACUAAAAUGCUUUUGAUUCUGAAAAAAAUGGGGGAAAAAACUUAAUCAGUUUUCUUCAAUACAAGGGAAAAAUUCUGGUGGAUUUCCAACAUUUUGUGAAAUGGGCAGAAAGAUAUUAGAGUUUUCCAUCACUUGUUUAUUUUUGUGUUUUCUGAUAUUGCCACUCUUAGCAUUGCCUGUAUUACAGUAUCUUUACCAGCCUCAGGCAUACGGACUCCAUCUUUGUUGAACUUUUAGCCCUAAAAACCAAGGAAAAAGUGAUUCUUUCAGCAAAUCAAUAUAUGUACCUGAGGUGCAUGGGAUUGUAGUUGUACUCUGAAGAUACAUUAUGGUUUAACGAAACUUAACAUAUAAGCAUGAAAGAGUACAAAUAAUUGUAUGAGACGUUACUUAUUUCACUUUACCAAGUUGGAAGGCUUUCGCAGCUCUGUGGCUUGGAAGUAAUUUCAGUUGGGCAAUAUGCUAUAGGAUUUGUAUUUCCUCUCCCCCCCCACCCCCCACCCCACCCCAGUUUUACCUGUAUUAUCAGACUGUUAGGUUUCCCUACAGUGUCCAAAUUGUGAUACGUUGCCUACUGUUUGCUUGAUGAUAAAUGUAUUUGGCAAUAAUAGAAGAAGAUUUUAGGCGUCUAAAACCAAUAAGAAUUUUACGCAAGUGUACAACACAUCCUUAAACUCUUGCUAGAAGAAAAACGUUUUAAAACCAAACUGAUUAAUUUAUGGUUAGAUGUAACUUAAUUUGACAUCUCACUCACUGCUGCAGGUUUUUUUAAAAAUGCUGAAAAUUUGCCUUUAUUAUAAUGUAAAAUGUGAUUUUUGUUCUACAUGUGGUUUUCUAUAGUUUCCUCUAAUUUUUCAGCUUCAGAUACAGACAGAAGUCUUGUGUAAUAUGGAUAUAAUUUUUAAUUGUUUGCAUUAUUUUCAAAGCUCAAAUUUAUCACUUUGAGAUUACUAUAAAUACAGUUAAAAUUAUCUAUUUUAAAUCUAAGAAAAUAUUAGAGAUAUUUUCAUGGGUUCAAUGACCUUUCAUUUUAUAAGCAAUGGGCAUGGUACAGAGUGGCUGUCAUGUAAGGUACUUGAAGAUUCUUAGUUUAAUUCUAUUUUUGCAAUAACUUUGAUUUUUUUUCUGAAUUCUUUUGAGUCGUGCAUGUAUUGAGUCCAGUAGAUGCUAAAAACGGAGAAGAAUAAAGUAUUUAUCUAAAAAAAAAAAAAAAAAAAAGCUAUUGGGGAGGGGAAACAAUGAAUGUAUCCAUCUGUACAUGCUUUACAUGCUGUGGAUGCCUUGUAAACAUUUUCCUAUUUGUUUAAACUGUGUUUCAGCGAGGAUGUAAUUGCCCUUGUGUGUAGUUUAAGCUAAUGACAGUCAUCAACUGGUUUUGUGUGAAAUGGAAUUCAUGCUAUUUUUCUGUAACUUUAUCCCCAUGCUGAGUCUGUAAAAACACACACACUCACUUACUGGUGCCUAUGGGCAGCUUUCCCAAUCAUUUUGAUUCAUUGUGUAUCUGAUUUUUUUUGUUUUGUUUUGUUUUUUGUUCUAGAGAGGAUUAUUGCCACAAUAUAUUUUAUUUAUUCAUUAGAUUUUAGCCUUGUAAGUUAAAUUGUUCUAAAUGACGAUGUUAACAGAUUUUUGUCCCUUUGCUGGGUUUUUGGGGUUGUUAAAAGAUUGGGAAUGAAGAAUGCAAAAUGGUUUAUUGUUCAGACUGUCCGCUCUGGUCCAACCCUGUACUGAUAGUACCUUCCCAGUAUGAUAUUGUGAUGUUUCAUACAAUACAGUGAACAUAACCAACUUGUUAUCUUCAAUAAAGGAUUGCUAAAACAGUGUGA